CGCUCAGCAACACAGUGCGCCGGGCGAUUUCAGGCUCACCUGAACCAAAAUCUAAUACAAAGAUCUUGGACUUCAAAAGAGGAUGGCAUCCUGUACCGAUUUGUGCAACAUAAAGGAGUUGGACGAUGGUCGGAAGCGGUUCUGCAGUUAUCAGGACACACGCAUGCGCAAGCGUUACAUCGCUGGGAUAAAGUUCUGAAGCCGAGUAGGCGUAAGGGUUCAUGGCUACCUGAAGAGGAUGACUCUUUA
Messenger RNA from Micromonas pusilla CCMP1545, 249 nucleotides. RefSeq lists its product as uncharacterized. Gene Ontology annotation, molecular function: RNA polymerase III type 3 promoter sequence-specific DNA binding; RNA polymerase II cis-regulatory region sequence-specific DNA binding. The annotation marks the transcript as partial. Lineage: Eukaryota; Viridiplantae; Chlorophyta; Mamiellophyceae; Mamiellales; Mamiellaceae. The record is from RefSeq and is a predicted model, not a curated record. The transcript has a single exon. Gene Ontology annotation, biological process: snRNA transcription by RNA polymerase III; snRNA transcription by RNA polymerase II. Gene Ontology annotation, cellular component: snRNA-activating protein complex.